AUGCGGGAGUGGCGGAGGCAGUGGGUGAGCCACCUGGCAGUGACCACCACCUUGCCGUCGCUCUCUGCCCUCACGCACAGCUCGUCCUCCUGGCGGGGUGGAUGGGCAAGAAGGGAGGAGGGGUGGAUGGGUGGUGAGGGGGAUGGGCAGUGGGGGAGGCGUGGACAGCAGCGCCAGUGGGCAGUGUCAUCACCACCAUUAUCACCUUGGUGUCACUCUCUGCCCUCCCACGCUCUCUGCCCUCCCACGCUCUCUGCCCUCCCACGCUCUCUGCCCUCCCACGCUCUCUGCCCUCCCACGCUCUCUGCCCUCCCACGCUCUCUGCCCUCCCACGCUCUCUGCCCUCCCACGCUCUCUGCCCUCCCACGCUCUCUGCCCUCCCAGGCUCUCUGCCCUCCCAGGCUCUCUGCCCUCCCACGCUCUCUGCCCUCCCACGCUCUCUGCCCUCCCACGCUCUCUGCCCUCCCACGCUCUCUGCCCUCCCAGGCUCUCUGCCCUCCCACGCUCUCUGCCCUCCCACGCUCUCUGCCCUCCCGCGCUCUCUGCCCUCCCACGCUCUCUGCCCUCCCACGCUCUCUGCCCUCCCACGCGCUCUGCCCUCCCACGCGCUCUGCCCUCCCACGCGCUCUUCUGCUCUCGCACACUCUCUGCCCUCGCACGCUCGCUGUUCUCGCGCAUGGAGUGUUCUGCUGGGGAGAAAAGACAUCCGCGCGCGCCAUGGAUUUCGACGAGUUUCACCUCUUGCCCGUCGAGCACGCGAGCCAGGCCCAUCGAUGGCUCGCGGUCGGGUCGUGCAAUCUCGUCACAGCCUCGCUCGUCUUCUUCCUCAUUCGCCACCUACCCAAAGGCCUCCCUCGCCUCCUCGCCCUCUCCCCCAUAAUUCUCCUCAACGUCGUCGUCCCCUGCGUUUUUUCCGCCGCGAAACGCGGCGAGUGCAUCGAGAAGGGCCUCGUGUUCUGGACCGUGUCGUGGCUCGGCAAUUUCCGCCUGCUCGCUCUCGCGUGGAACCGCGGCUCGCUCACGGACCCCGAUUACUCCUCCAGCUUUCUUCAAUUUCUCGUCGCACUGUACAUGCCCAUGCGAAAUCGCGUUCGCGAUACGGCGAAAACCGCCGUCUUUUCGCCUGAAACCCCCAACAGAAAGCAGUCCCGCCGCCACAAGCAGCCCGCAUCCGAAUCCUCGCCCCAGCUGCUUCUGCGAGGCGCAUUUAAAGCCUUCCUCCUAUCCCUCACCAUCCGAGCAUAUGCUUUCAACCUCCCCGCGCCGGCCAUCACGCUGCUGCACAGCGCGAACCUCUUCCUCUUCGUCACGCUCCUCUGCGAGCUCGUCGCAGGGGUCGUCGCCGCCGUCGCCCCGCGCUUCGCCGUGGAGCCACACUUCCGUCGCCCGUACCUAGCGACGUCGCUGGGAUCGUUCUGGGCGCGACGGUGGAACCUCGUGGUGAGCGGCAGCCUGCGCGAGACCGUCUACGAACCCGUAUUAGAUUGGCUUGAACGCCCGUGCUCAACGGAAGGAGAGAAGGCAGCUGAGAAGAGAGCGCGAGGGAAGGAGGGUAAUUCUGAGUUUGGAAAUGGGUACCCAGCAGCCAGUGGGGGGCAUGAUGCGGUGAAUGGUCGCGGCUGCGGGGUUUCUGAUGGGUUUGAAGCGGUUGAGAAGAUUAAUGGGUGCAGUAGGAAGGUGAAUGGUUACAGUGAGAAGAUGAACGGCUGCAGUGAGAAGGUGAAUGGUUACAGUGAGAGGAUCAACGGCUGCUAUCAAAGGAGCAGUCGGAAGGAGGAAAUGGGUUGUGUGAACGGGUCUGGAGAGAAUCAGAAAGGGCUCACUGACAACUGUGGUGACACUUAUUGGUUCCACAAGGCAAAAGCAACGAAGCAGAACGGAUGCGCUGCACCUGCUGCCGCUGCUGGUACUACCGGUACUUCUCCAAACAGGCACAGACGCCAUGUGAGCUUCCCCAGGGCAGCAGCAACAAUAGCCUCGUUUGCUGUAUCCGGAGUGAUGCACGAGCUGGUGAUUCUGUACAUAGGCGGAGCCAUGACAGGCGAGCAGAUGGUGUUUUUCACCCUACAUGGAGUACUGACUGUGGCAGAGGCAUGGGUGAGGAAGGAGUGGGGGAGGAGAGAGCUGGUGCCGAUACCUAAGGUGGUGGCAGGAGGGCUGGCUCUUGGGUUGCUGCUGUCCACAGGCCAUGUGCUCUUCUUUGAGCCGUACCAGCGGUUAGGUGUCAUAGGGUGUGUUGUGGAGGGGCUUCAAGCCCACUCCUCGCAACUCAUACCGUAA
Closterium sp. NIES-65 is the source of this 2280-nucleotide messenger RNA. The record is from the annotation of a GenBank genome assembly. NCBI's taxonomy places the organism in Eukaryota, Viridiplantae, Streptophyta, Zygnematophyceae, Desmidiales, Closteriaceae.